UCGAGCGAGCAGAGCCGGAGCGCAGUAACUGGCUGCAGGUCGCUUGGAGAGGGACACACGCAGUGGCUCUGGACAACUGUACACUGCCUAUCUUUAAUCAUUGCUCGCUUGCUGCUUUUUUGCGCUCGAACCACGCGCUUUACGCACGGUUUUGGAAGCAACUUGGGAUUUACAACACUUCAACAAGAUUUGAAAAGAAGACCCCCACUCCGAACGCAGUACCUCAUACGCCAGUGAUGCUAAGCUGCUGCAUGUCAGAAUCCAAGCUCGGCAGUUAGUGGAGAGGUCUUUACCAUGACAGCGCCCCCUCUGGUCGGCCCGGGACGCUGCAGCAGGUGUGCGGGCGCCAUGACGACCCCGCUGCUCCUUUUCCUCCUGCUCGUCUCCGUCAGGACAGGACUAACCCAGACCUCAGAGGAGAGUCCAAGUCCAAGCCCUAGUCCAAGUCCCAGUCCAUUUGAUCCGCUUAGCCAUCCGGAGUGCACCAAGAAAGAGCACCCCAAGGUCUCCAUACAAGCGCUGAGUCCUUGGAUUUCCUCUUUCUCUCGCCCCAACGUGAGAGACUACUCCCAGCUGACCCUCGACCUCACGCGCAAUGAACUGAUCGUGGGCGCCAGAAACUACCUGUUCAGACUGGACCUGAGUAACAUGUCGCUCAUACAGGCAACGGAGUGGGCACCAGAUGAGGAGACACGCAGGUCCUGUCAGAGCAAAGGCAAAACCGAGAUGGAGUGUCAGAAUUACAUCCGAGUUUUGUUGGUGAAUAAGACGGAGGUGAUGACCUGUGGGACCAACGCAUUCCAGCCGCUCUGCACCACACGAGAGGUGGGUAACAUGAGCCGCGUGGUGGAGCGUGUGAACGGCGUCGCUCGCUGUCCGUAUGAUCCUCGCCACAACUCCACGGCCGUAGUGACUGAGUCUGGGGAGCUGUACGCUGCGACCGUCAUCGACUUCUCUGGGAGGGACCCUGUGAUCUACCGCAGUCUGGGACAUCUGCCCCCCCUGAGAACGGCUCAGUACAACUCCAAAUGGCUCAACGAGCCUCACUUCAUCUCGGCGUACGACAUCGGCCUGUUCACGUUCUUCUUCCUUCGUGAAAACGCGGUGGAGCACGACUGUGGGAAGACGGUGUACUCUCGUGUGGCGCGCGUCUGCAAGAACGACAUCGGGGGGCGCUUUCUCCUGGAGGACACCUGGACCACCUUCAUGAAGGCCAGACUCAACUGCUCCAGAUCAGGAGAGAUACCCUUCUACUAUAACGAACUACAGAGCACCUUCUAUCUCCCCGAGCAGGACCUGAUCUACGGCAUCUUCACCACCAAUGUCAACAGUAUAGCGGCAUCUGCGGUGUGUGCGUUCAACCUCAGUGCCAUCACACAAGCCUUCAACGGCCCCUUCAGGUCCCAGGAAAACCCGCGCUCAACAUGGCUGCCCACCCCCAACCCCAUUCACAACUUCCAGUGUGGGACUAUUUCAGAGCGGGGUCCCAACGAGGGUCUGACCGAGCGCAGCCUGCAGGACGCUCAGAGGCUGUACCUGAUGAACGACGUGGUCCAGCCGGAGACCACUGACCCUCUGGUGAUGCAGGACGACGUCAGGUUCUCCAGCCUCGUGGUGGACAUCGUGCAGGGCAUGGACACGCUCUACCACGUCAUCUACAUCAGCACCGAGUACGGCUCCAUUCUCAAAGCCCUGGCCACGCCCAACAAGAGUCUUCAGGGCUGUUACCUGGAAGAGAUGGAGCUCCUCCCGUCUGGACUCCGUCAGCCAAUCCUGAGCCUCCAGAUUCUCCAUAGCGACCGCUCCCUGUUUGUGGGACUGAGCGACCGCGUGCUCAAGAUCCCCCUGGAGAGGUGCUCGACCUACAAGACCGAAACGUUGUGUCUGGAGGCGCGGGACCCGUACUGUGGCUGGGACUUCAGACAGAGACGCUGCACCACUUUAGAGGACAGCUCCAACAUGAGCCAGUGGAAACAGAACAUCUCCGUCUGCCCUCUGAGAAACCAGACGACCAAUGGCGGCUUCGGAGCGUGGGCGCCGUGGCAACCCUGCAACAAUGAUGACGGUCUGGAGGGCGUGACUUCCUGUUUGUGCCGGUCGAGGUCAUGUGACAGCCCCGCCCCUCGCUGUGGGGGGCGGAGCUGUGAAGGAGCCACCAUCGAAGUGUCCAACUGCUCCAGAAACGGGGGCUGGACUCCCUGGUCGUCAUGGGGACAGUGCAGUACGACCUGUGGCACUGGGUUUGAGCUGAGACAGAGGUCGUGUAAUAACCCCUCCCCCCGACACGGAGGGCGGGUGUGUGUGGGGCCCAGCCGAGACGAGAGGUUCUGUAAUGAGGGCGUGGCCUGUCCUCAGCCCAUCUUCUGGUCUCCGUGGGGCUCCUGGACCAAGUGCAGCUCUGAGUGUGGAGGAGGAGUCCACUCCAGAGUCAGGAGCUGUGAGAACGGGAACACCUGCCCCGGAUGUGCACUGGAGUAUAAGGCGUGUAACCUGGAGUCGUGUCCGGAGGUGAAGAGGAACACGCCUUGGACCCCGUGGAUGCCCGUGAACGUGACCCAGGGCGGGGCCAGGCAGGAGCAGAGGGUCCGAUACAUGUGCCGAGCCCACCUCAGUGACCCCCACGAGCUGCAGAUCGGGAGGAGGAAGGUGGAGACCAGGUUCUGCCCCAACGACGGGACCGCUGCGUGUGAGACGGACACCCUGGUGGAGGAGCUGCUCAAAGCCCCAGUGGUUCGGGUGGCGGGGAACAGCUGGUCGUCGUGGGACAGCUGGUCGUCAUGUACGCAGAGCUGUAACCGUGGAUACCGCACCCGACGACGGAGCUGCAGUGGUCCGGAGGGAAAGAGCGCCCCCAUAGGCUGCAGAGGUUCACCUGUGGAGUACCAGGACUGCAACGUACAGGCCUGUCCAGUGAAGGGCUCGUGGUCGUGCUGGUCCUCGUGGUCUCCGUGCUCUGUGGGCUGUGGAGGAGGACAUUAUCAGAGGACACGCUCCUGUAACAGCCCGUCCCCUUCUAAUGGAGGAGACAUCUGCAUAGGCCUGCACACAGAGGAGGCCCUGUGCAACACCCACACAUGUGACGGCGGUUGGAUGGCGUGGUCUCUGUGGUCUGCGUGUGAUGACUCAGGUCUUCAGAUGAGGAGCAGAGUUUGUGGCUCUCAGAACGGGACUCCCUGCGUCGGCAACAGCACCCAGAGGAGAGACUGCAACGAGAUACCAGUCAUCCUCCCAGCUUCAGGCUUUGAUAAGGACCAGCAGUGCGGAGCGUUCACGUCGAUCCACCUGAUAGCCACGGGCGUGUCCUGCUUCCUGGGGGCGGGGCUUCUGUCCUUCCUGGUUUACGUUUACUGUCAGAGAUUCCACAAACCGUCUCAGGAGUCUGCGGUGAUCCACCCCACCACCCCCAACCACCUCAACUACAAAGGAAACACUACGCCCAAGAACGAGAAGUACACGCCCAUGGAGUUUAAGACGCUGAACAAGAACAACCUGUUACCGGACGAACGCUCCAACUUCUACCCCACCCCCCUGCAGCAAACCAACGUCUACACCACCACGUACUACCCCACCGCGCUCGGGAAAUUCGACUACCAACCCAACUCCUCCCCCUCCCCCUGCCGGACCUACAACCACAGCAACAACAGCAAUAGCAACAACAGCUGAGACCCGCCCCUCAAUACACAGGCUACUCCAACCCCGUCUACGGCCCACAGUCGAACAUUUUUACGCUUGGGACCUUUAGAAACUUCUACUUGUGGAUUUGGAUUACUUCGGGAGGACUUGAAGCUACGAUAUUGGCUGCGUUUUGCUAUAAAGUGGACCUAGCCGGACCAAGCAAUGCUAAAAUGCUAAAAGUACUGGCUUUAUAUGGAAAAAUCGAGCUAGCCUUUUGGAUUCACGACAUUCUCAGCAGCUAAAGAACUAGAAAUGAACUACGCUUUUGCUAUGCCCAUGCUACAAACUACCGAUUCAAUAUAAGACUUAAUAAUAUCGGAAUAUACAGAAGCAACAUCGUCAAGAAGGAAGACAAAAAAUGGACAAAAACUGCAAAAAUAAAAACUCAACCAAGAGAUCUCCAAAGUUUUGAAAAUGGGACAAAGUCGUACUGUUUAUAAUGCCUCGGGUGCCUGAACGCAGUAGGCAGGAUUGGCCAGCAGGAGGGGCCAGCGAGUUUUCUAUUCAUUUAUGUUUUUUCAAAGAACAAUAAAGACUCAAUUCAUGAAUUAAUUGAUUGUACAAUUAGUUCAAUGUGUAAUCUACUGGUGGUCAUAUACGACAGGUAUGACCAAUGAGAGCGCUGUAAGACUGGACUAUGUGUUUCUAUGGCGAUAGAAUAAGCUAGUAGACUGGCACUUAUUGUUUUUGUAAUUUUUUAAGAGGUUUUGUUAUUAUGCUAAGACGUAGCAUAG
Boleophthalmus pectinirostris (great blue-spotted mudskipper) is the source of this 4409-nucleotide messenger RNA. It is a transcript of the gene sema5ba, whose product is annotated as sema domain, seven thrombospondin repeats (type 1 and type 1-like), transmembrane domain (TM) and short cytoplasmic domain, (semaphorin) 5Ba. The transcript is spliced from 23 exons. Gene Ontology annotation, molecular function: chemorepellent activity; semaphorin receptor binding. Lineage: Eukaryota; Metazoa; Chordata; Actinopteri; Gobiiformes; Gobiidae. Gene Ontology annotation, biological process: semaphorin-plexin signaling pathway; axon extension; positive regulation of cell migration. The record is from RefSeq and is a predicted model, not a curated record. Bases 295 to 3663 code for a protein of 1122 amino acids.